AUGAACUCGAGUAACCCCUGUGCAACUCAGGUCCCCCAGUUUCUACCGUUUAUAACGGUGAGGCUUAUCAUGAUCAGCCGAAUGGCAAAACCAGAAGAGGUGCUUGUUGUGGAGAAUGAGCAGGGAGAAGUUGUUCGGGAAUUCAUGAAGGACACAGACUCCAUCAAUCUGUACAAAACAAUGAGAGAGACACUUGUCUAUCUCACGCAUUUAGACUAUGCUGACACAGAAUGCAUUAUGACCGAGAAGCUACAUAAUCAAGUGAAUGGUACAGAAUGGUCGUGGAAGAACCUCAAUACACUUUGUUGGGCUAUCGGCUCCAUCAGUGGUGCAAUGCAUGAAGAGGAUGAGAAACGCUUUCUCGUCACUGUCAUCAAGGAUUUGCUGGGCCUUUGUGAACAAAAACGUGGGAAGGAUAACAAGGCUAUUAUCGCCUCUAAUAUAAUGUACGUGGUGGGACAGUAUCCCCGAUUCCUGCGAGCUCACUGGAAGUUCCUAAAGACCGUGGUGAACAAACUGUUUGAGUUUAUGCAUGAGACCCAUGAUGGUGUCCAGGACAUGGCUUGUGACACAUUUAUUAAGAUAGCCCAAAAGUGCAGACGUCACUUUGUACAAGUGCAAGUAGGAGAGGUAAUGCCUUUCAUUGAUGAGAUCUUGACCAAUAUCAACACCAUCAUUUGUGACCUGCAGCCUCAUCAAGUGCACACGUUCUAUGAAGCUGUUGGUUACAUGAUUGGAGCUCAAACUGAUCAAACUGUCCAGGAGCAUCUAAUUGAGAAGUACAUGCUUUUGCCUAACCAGGUGUGGGACAGCAUUAUUCAGCAAGCAACGAAGAAUGUGGACAUUCUGAAGGAUGCAGAGACGGUGAAGCAGCUUGGCAGCAUCUUGAAGACCAACGUGAGGGCCUGCAAGGCAGUUGGACAUCCAUUCGUCAUUCAGCUGGGACGGAUAUAUCUGGACAUGCUCAACGUUUACAAGUGUUUGAGUGAGAAUAUCUCUGCCGCUAUCCAGGCCAAUGGUGAAGUUGUUACCAAGCAACCUUUAAUCAAAAGCAUGAGGACAGUAAAGAGGGAGACUUUAAAACUGAUAUCUGGGUGGGUGAGCCGGUCCUCCGAUCCACAGCUGGUUGCAGAAAAUUUUGUCCCCCCAUUGCUUGACGCAGUGCUGAUCGACUACCAGAGGAAUGUCCCUGCAGCCCGGGAGCCUGAGGUUUUGAGUACAAUGGCCACCAUUGUGAAUAAAUUGGAGAACCACAUUACUGCGGAGGUCCCCCAGAUCUUUGAUGCCUUGUUUGAGUGUACUCUGGACAUGAUCAACAAGGAUUUUGAAGAGUAUCCAGAGCACAGGACUAACUUCUUUCUGCUUCUUCAAGCAGUCAAUAGUCAUUGUUUCCCUGCGUUCCUGAACAUACCUCCAGCCCAGUUCAAAUUGGUCCUCGACUCCAUUAUCUGGGCUUUCAAACACACAAUGAGGAACGUGGCUGAUACAGGGUUGUCUAUACUUUAUACUCUACUGCAGAAUGUUGCACAGGAAGAGACAGCUGCCCAGAGCUUUUACCAAACCUAUUUUUGUGACAUUCUUCAACACAUCUUCUCGGUGGUGACUGAUACUUCGCACACUGCUGGAUUGACUAUGCACGCCACCAUCUUGGCGUACAUGUUCAGCUUAGUGGAGGACGGCAAGAUAACAUUGUCUUUGAGCCCAGCGACACCCAAUAUGAACAAUCAGAUCUUCGUCCAAGAGUUUGUGGCCAACCUGUUGAAAACCGCUUUCCCCCACCUCCAAGAUGCACAGAUCAAAGUUUUUGUGACUGGUUUGUUCAGCCUAAACCAAGACAUUCCAUCUUUCAAAGAGCAUCUGAGAGAUUUCCUUGUACAGAUAAAGGAAUUCGGUGGUGAAGACACAUCAGACCUGUUCCUGGAGGAGAGGGAAACAGCUCUGCGCCAGGCCCAGGAGGAAAAGAGAAAGCUGCAAAUGACUGUUCCUGGGAUCUUAAACCCACAUGAAAUAGCAGAGGAGAUGUGUGAUUGAACAAACCCCAAGUGUUACCAGAAGGAAAGGAUGGGGAAAGGGAGGGUGCGCGGGUGGGGGUGAGAAAUGAGUGAGGCAAGGACAGCGAGUGAAUGUGUGUGAUUGGGACAGCAAAUGGAAUAAAUCUUUCAUUGGUUUGAUGUGAUGGGAGUUCUUAAAAAUUGAAAUUCCAGCCUGUAUGUUUUGUUUCCUUGCAAUUAUCUCAGGAGAGAGUUUUGUAUUGUUAGAGAAAGCUCUACUGUUUUUCAUUUUUCCUCCCCGGGAUAAAGUUGUAUUUCUGAUUUGUGAACCUGUUGACAACUAAACCUGCAGCCAGUGUUCCACUUUGGGUCGUACGGUGUUGUACAACUUGAGCUAUUUCAACAAUUUAAAUCAUGAUGUAGAACUUCUUGAAACAUUCUCUAGUUCAGUUUUUAUAUUAAACCCAGCCUGGUUAGCUUCACAAAAUUGGUCUCUGCAGAAUGCUUUAAAAGUCGCAGUGUUUUGUGAAGAUUGAGGCAAAAUGCAAAAUUUGCCCGUGCUCAGAUUGAAUCUGGUUGGUUGCUCAGGCGAUGCUUUUGUUGACCUGAAUGAAUGCGUGGUAUUUGGGUGAAAGAGAGGCUGAGACAUACACUUUGUUCUUUUAUAACCUGCUCGUGUUAACUGUUUAUGCUAUAAAAUUCUCUGUGUGGUUCCUAGCUCGCCUUUGUAUCUUGGCAGGGUUCAUUGCAGUAGUAUUCUGUGGAAGUUUCGAAAGGUGAUGGGUUGGAUUGGACUGGGGUAAUAGUUUGCUGGUAUGAAAACAAGCAUUCUCUUUGGGUGACACAAAGGUUUGGAAACUUUUUUAAUGAAUGUUACCACUCCCGGUUUUUAAGUAACAUUCUGUUUGAUGCCAAAAGUGCAGGUCAUCGUGCAAAAUGUUUGCGUGUGCCUGUGUAGAAUGUUUGGGACACUUGUCCAUAUCGUUGUUGGGGAGGAAACUGGAGUUUAUAAAAGGGCCAACUUGAGUUAGCCUUGUGAUUUUGCCUUUCGUACUUUGUAAUCCUCAUGAAAGCGCAGUGUUGGCUCUUUUUGCCUGACCUACUGUGUUUUCCCCAAGAAACUUUACUCAGGUUUGCCAUAUUAUCGAGUUCCCUCCUUUUUUAUACAGAUUGACUGACUGAUUGAUUUGUGUGAAAUCCCAUAACCCAUAAAUACUGAAUUUAAAGGCUUUUUAUUCAAAAACAAAAUUAAGUGACAAUCAUACAAACCAGGAGCAGAAGUAGAAAGUUCUGGCCCUGAAGCAUGCUCCACCAUUUACUAGGUCACAGCUAUUCCAUGCCCCCACCACUCCCCUCCAUCUGACCUGUGUGUGAACACCGUAGCCAUGAAUUUGAAUUCCACCCAUCCCGUGAAGCUGAAUUUGCUUUUGAUUUUAAAAUCAAAUCUGGUUAGAGAUUUAUGGAGUUAGUGGGUGCCAUUUGCUACUUUGUUCUGGGCAGGAGAUGAAGAGAUUGAUGAUGUUUCUGGAAACUUUUGUUUGUUAGCUUCCGUGUAACAAAGGUCUGGGUAGAGGGAAUUCAUGACUGGGUCCAAAAGAGGGAUCUUGCACACUUUACUUCGGUCACAGUUUAUCUCCUCUGUCUUUAACGUUGAUCUCUUGAUUGAAUGACAGUAAUUGAAAGGCAUCAGAGUGGAACCCCCAUCCCCUCCCCACACCACCACCACCACCACACACCAAACCCCAGAAGUCGUUGUUUACAUCCUGGUCAUUCACCCAGUGUGGGCUGUGUUCUAAUGGUGCAAUCUGACUGAGAAGUUUGGAUAAUCCACAGUGUUUUCAUGCUAUCAAGUGUGCUGCAACCUGUCACCUUGAAUUGCUCAGCAAAGAUUGUAACAUGGGAUGGGGUGGGAGGCCAGGGAAUAUUUAAUUUGAGAAACCAAACCCACAUAUACCAUUUUACAGCCCGUGCAAGCUGCACUUUCCGCCACCCAAACCUCACUCCUCCAACAUUGAAUCAUUGAGCAGUUUAUUUUCUCUGUCACUCGACUUCUGUUUCAUCUUAGUUUCCCUCUCAGUCCUUCUGCUCCAACCCUCAAAGAAAUAACUAAGGGAAGCUUAGUUUGUGUUUCCCAUUGUUAAGACAAAAUCUCUAAGUGGUGUCUGGUCUACUUUUGAUUUAAACUUUACGAGUAAGGUGUGAAUUGCUUGUUGAAGGGAGAACAGUGUCAUGCUUUCUGAGAUCCUAAUGUAGCCCACACGAUCGAAACGAUGGAAUUAAUUACUCAAAGCAUGGAGUAGCAUAACUGCAUUAAGGGUAGAGGAUGUUUCAUGAUCGAUUUUUCAUUCUACUCCCCGUUUUACCUAAAAUCACCAUUUCACCAGCUAUCUCUGCUUGCUCUUUAAGGUAUUUCACCUGGGCUGUAUCAAAAAUAUGGGAAGUUUUCCCACACUCUGGGUCACAGACGUAUGGAAUAAAUGCAAUGCUUUUUGUGGAGUGGACUGUAGAUCUAGGUUUAUUUUGUAAAGCUGGUAUCCUUGUCUGCAUUCAGAAGAAAAAUGACUCAAAGCUGAUAAAUCCAGAAAUGAUGACUUUAUUCAGAUGCAGCUGCUCUAGUCGCAAUACAAAGACGUUUGUGCUAAAUGCACACACCACUUCCAUGCAAAAUUUUAAUCACUCCAAAAAUUACUUUAAUUUAGCCCUAAAAUGUCUGCAGCUGCAUUCUAUACCGGCGUGCAGGCUACUUUUGACUGGUAAUUUUUCUGUGACUACACUUCUUAAUCUAAAUUAAUUUGAUAAUCAGUUUGAGAUAUCGCUUUUGUUUAGUGUGGGCCUGCCUGAGAGAAAGAUGGCUAAUUUCAUUUUAAAGUAUCACUCCAUUUCCUAUGUCCCAUGUCACAUUGAAGCUGUGCCAGUGAAGAGGAGAGGAUUAAGUUAGUUUUAUGGCUGUCACAGGAACAUGAGCUUUCUUAGUUUUUGCCCGCAGUGUGUCUCGUACAUACAUACAGCGAGAUAGUAUUGUCCACCUAAUAUGCGUGCAUGUAAAUUUUUGUUCUCUUGUGUUUAUCUAGUUACGUUUAAUGCUUCGAGGAGGUGAUUAUUGACUGCUGUGUCUUUUCGGUACUUGUACAGAAAGUCUUGUUUAAGAACCUGUAAUUUUGUUGAUUUACACUGUAUUACAAAUGUUUUAUUCAAUUGAAUUUGUAGCAGGAAAUUGGAAGCAACCUGCAUCCACCUGCAAAAGUCAAUUACCUCCCUCACUUUGUUCAAAAAAACUGUACAGCCUGUAAUUAAGAUGCCUAGAACAGAAAUGUUAUUUUUUUAAUAAGAUUUUAGUUAAAUUAGAUGGUAGUUAUUGGUGAGUGUGUCAUGCAGUGUAUCUUGCAUUUUUGUAUUUUUAUUUUUAAACUGACUUGUACUCUAACCUGCGAUUUGUUUAACAUAUAAUUAUGCUACUUUUUGUUUUAAACUAUUCAGUUUUCCUCCAUGAGGAGUCACCCAAAUACAGAAGGACCUCAAUGUUUUUAAACUUUUUUUUUAUAUAUAAAGCGUGUGCCACUGUGUAUGGCUUUGAGAAGAGCGUGUGUGAUUGCAUGUGUGUUUUUAUGUGCACUUCUUAUAUUUUGGUGCAUUUUUAAAAAAGAACGUGACGAGCAAUGCAAAUGACUCCUCUGAUAGAUGCUGUUGUUUGCAAUCAAGAUUUCAACUUCUACAGGCUUGCAUUAAUUUUAGCAACAUUUCUUGCUUCCGCAGUGCAGUAUUGGGUUUGUAUGGACUGGUUAGUUUCUAGUUAGAGAUGCAUUCUCUUGACUUUUUGCUUAGUUAUUUUAAUUGGACUUUCUUGGGUGUGGGGAAAGGGUAGGAAACAAUUUCUGGUUUUAUUUUCUCUAUCACUAAACGGGUUACAGCUACCAAGAGUUAAGGGAAGCAGAGUGGAAUCUCAUCUCAUUCUAACCAAGGCGUGUUACUAAUUAGUCUGGGGUAGAGAUGUGUGCUUUCUAGUCUCCUUGUACUGCUUUAAAGACAGACAUUAGUCCGUCUUUUCUUUGAGUUUUUGUAGGAGCAUUGUAUGCAGAUUUGAUAUAUGGAGAGUGUAGGUUAUAUUUUAUGUAUUUUUAAAUAGAACGUGAUUUUAGAAAUUGCUAUUCAGUGUUGAUGAGAGCCAGCUGUGGCAUGUUUCCAGUGAACUCCGUGGAGUUGAUGGGCUUCAUUCAGAGAUGUUAUUCAGCAGUGGACUUUGAUGCAUGAUUGUAAGUGACUGGAUAUAAUUUAGGAAGUCGGUAUGAAGCUGCACCAUUCAAAUUAUCAACCUUAAAAUUUUUCUUCUAAAAAUGAAAAAUAGUGAACAAAUCUGUUAUCAGACUAGUUUUAUGCAACAUAACUUGCGGAGAUGUUCACUUCUAGUCGUUUUAAAAUCUUGAGAUUUUGGCCUAAGGUCAGAAACAUAAAAAAUAGGAGCAGCAGUGGGCUAUUUGGCCCUUUUGCUUUUAGCAUGUUCCAUCAUUCAAUAUGGUCAUGACUGAUAUCCAACUAAUUUCUCCACACAUCCUUUUGACCCUAUAGCCCAAACAACUAUAAUGUAACUCCUUCUUAAAAACAUUCACUGUUUUGUUUGGCCUCCGCUUCUUUCUGUGGCAUAGAAUUCCACAGGCUCACUGCUGUCUGGUAGAAGAAAUUUUCCUCGUCUCGGUCCUAAAUGGCCUACCCUGUAUCCUUGAAACAUCACCCCUAGUUCUGAACUACCUUGGUCGUCGUCAACAUCCUUCCUGCGUUUAGCCCGACUACUCUUAUUAGAAUUUUAUAGGUUUCUGAGUUCCCCUUCUCCCUCCCCCAAAUUAUUCUUGACUCCAGUGAAUAUAUUUUUAACUCAUCUGUCUCUUCAUACAUCAGGAGUCAGCUGCACACCUUCCGUAGCCAGUAACUCCAACAAGGUGAUGAAAAUUGCACACAUUCGUGCGAAUGUAAUCUCACCCAUGCCCUUUGCAGUUGCAGCAAUCCCUGCUCUUUGUACUCAAAUGCUCUGACUAUGAAGGCCUACAUACCAUUUCCCACUUUCACUGCCUGCUGCACCUGCAGGUUUACUUUAGCAACUGGUAUAAAACAACACUUCCCCCUUUCCCAAUCUAUUGUCAUUCGGAUUUAGUGACUGUCGUUAAAACAAGCUCCAGUGAAUGGAAAACCAGUGUCUGGGUCGAUUUGAAACUACGUUAGUGUUGCAUUGAGAGAGUUAAAAGGUGGUGGUGGGGGUUGGGAGUGCGUGGAGAGAGAUGGGCAGGUAAGCUUAUACACUGGAACCUACAAGUGUAUUAGAUAGUGACAUUUACUUAGGAGGAAAAGCAUUCACCCAGCCAGGAAGUCUUAAAUUGUUUCUUUCCUCUGUACCUUUACCACCCAAAUGCAAAAUUCACAUGUAUUCUAAAUAGUUCCAGAGCUCCUUGCCUUCACUGUUCCAUCUGGGAAUCAAUAUAUCAAUCACUUUAUCCCAAGAUUAUCAUUAAGAUUGUGGACGUUUCAGUUUAUUGGUUAACCAUUUGGCCCAUCUAGAUUUGUCAGCAGUGCGAGUUUAAUCCCUUUUAAUUCCCUUCUCCUUGUGACCAGCUUUGCAGUACUUUUCCAUAAAUUGUAUGUACUGUAAGAUGCACUCAUUGUGGUAACGGUUCACAGAGAACAACAUGCUAACAAGUGAACAUCGCUGAAAACAGAAGUCUGUUGAAGCUUGUUCAUCUUGCACUCAUUAGGACAACUGAAAGAAUGCAAAAUUGUAUACUAAGACAACAAUUGUAGGAGAAAAGGGUACUGAUUGAUUUUUGGCUGAGAUUGGUCAUGGAAUAUUUCCUAUUGCUUUCUCAUUGGCAGUGACUCUGCCCCUUGCCCAAUCAGUAUCUGUUUUCUGUGGUAUAAAUUGUGACAGUUUUGGCUGCUUUGUGUCUGUCUUAAUGAGUGCAAGACAAAAAUGGUUCAACUUUUUGUUUAGGGUCUGUAGUACUGAAGGAUUAAUUUAACCUCUCCUUCAGUCGGAGAUGUUUUACUGUCUUGGAACACACUCUGGCCAGUGUAGUGUAUAAUUAAAGUGUGGGAAGGGAAUGAGAAAUGUUUGGUUCUUAUUUGUAUGGAUCAGAAGUUUUUUUUUUGUUGUUGAGCAGAAACUAACCUUAACUUCUGAUACUUUAGUCAAAUCAAUAAACUUGCACGUUUUAUUGGUGCAGUUUUAAUAUCUAAAAGCUGCUUUUUGAAUCAUACAGGAGAGGAUUGCAGUUCAAAUGCUUAUAUUCAAAAUUUGAGCAUUCUUAAGAUUAAUUAUUAAAUAUAGUCUAUCUCGUUUCUAAAUGUGUUCAAUUUUGUUUUUAAGAUUUACUGUUAAUAGUGGAGUAUCUUUGAGAACAGGGAUAUUGUCGUUUUAAUCUUAUCCAGUAAUAUAUUGAGUAGAUGUGUGAAGAGACUGUGUGAUUAUUCAUUAAUGCUUUACAUUUUUUAAAGUGAAUGUUAUUUUCCACAGCAAUUGUACAAAUCUUUGAGCCUUUUCCAGCUUGUGUGAAUUAGUGCAUGCAGACAUGCCGCUCCCUUCAAAUUCUAAAUUAUUGGGGGCUUAAGUCAUUUUUGCCGAGAUCUGCUUCUGUACCUGUGUGCGCGUUAAACGAGCACACAAGAGGUGAAGCUUCCUGAUGCAUUUACAUGCCGUUUAGUUUGGAUGAUACCUCUACCAACAAAGCAAAUCUAGUAGUUCAUUUCUGGAAAUUCUCUCCCCACUUUUUGCUCUCUGUUACAAAGCUACAAGAAUGAGAGUAUUGUUUCAAUUUUGAAUUGCCCCAGGUAGUCAUUUUAAUAGGGAACAAAGUAACAGCAUGAAUUUGAGCUGGGUUUUGUUUGCGGCUGUCAGAAUAAUGGGUAUUUUGUUUUGUUUUACAAGUGUAUGACAAUUGAACAAGGAGGCUGAUCUGUGCAUCCUACAUUUAUAAGUUACCGUUCUACACAUUUAUUUAUGUCCUUAAUUGUGCAGAACAAGAAAGGCAUUCUUGAUUCCAAAUCUUAAUAAUCGGAAAACUUGUGUUAACACUCUACGUAGACCAGAAGAUCAGUUUUCCCCUCUGUUAUUCAGGAUAAAUACAACAUGGCCCUUCAGUGAUUUAUUGCUUUAAUUACAGUAUUUUCAAUAUUAUAUCAUUUUUGUACUCUUAAGAAAUGAGUUUUAUGCAAAGUAUUUUCCAUUUUAAAUUGUAUUAUUACUGCAACUGGUCUUGAUUUUGUUUUCCUGUUUUUAGUCUAGUUCAACUGCAUCAGAAUUAGCUGAAAGAUUGGGUGAUAUGUGAUUGGCCAGUUUUCAGCCUAUUAGAGACAGCUUCUCAAGGCCCACUGUUUGGGGAGGGCUUCCUUUUUCUGUAUAAAAGGAAGUGACUGUGUAAAUGUCAACUUUACUAUGGCAGAGACCAUAUACUUUUUGGACUGUUUGCUUUUAUUAAAAUGUUUAGUGUGGUGUGGAAGUAUUGGGAUUCUGACUUGGAAUUACUGACAAUGAUGUGAAGAAGUUGGUCUCAUGUAAUGAAAAGCACAGAAUGAGCAAAGACAGUUCAUUACUUUGAAUUCCCUCUAUUCCAGAGCCAAUGUGAGAUUUGUUCUGUCUUUUUUUCUCAGCAACUCAUCUCUCCAAAUUAAUCCUGUACUUCAGCUACAACUAGUGUCCCUCCCCUUUGGACAGAGAAAGCAUAAACUAACAAUCAGCCCUCUAUACUUGUUGUUUAAUUUCAUUGACAUACAUAGUUAACAUCAAGUUUAAACUAAUCAUUUGAAGGUGGACAACUUUCAGGGCCCACAUUUUUUAAUACAUUAAACAAUAUGGAUGGGGACACACCCAAACAUAUGAACCUCUUGAAACAAUUCCCUUUUUGUCAGAAUUGCAGUCAAAGCAUUAUUGCCUAUUCAAGUAGGGUGUAUUGUAGACUGAUUACAGAGAGGGACCAAUUCCUAUAAUAGCUAUUAUUUUUAACAUAAAAUUGCUACCAAAAAUGUUUUAAAAGGCGCUGAAGUGUACUGUCAGCGAUCAUAAAUCUUUAACAUUUUUGACAAGUUAAUAGACCAACUUUGUUUUUCAAGUUUAAGAAAACAUUCAGUCUUGUCUUUCUCUCAACCAUCUGUACCCCAUCCUAAUUGAUUAGUGAUCUGUGUGCAUUGGCAAGUGUAUCUUUGUGUUUCAUGAAAAUACUGAUGCCUGGAUUUUUUUUUUUAGAAAACUUCUGUAGCUGACUUUAACUGUCUGAUGAUUGUAGUAAUUAGAAACUUAACUGCCGUUUUAAGGAUCCAUGAGAGAGAGUGUGUGUGUGUGUGUGUGUGUGUGUGUGUGUAUGCAUGAGAGAGAUUCUUUAUCCCUGGUAUUCUAUUUGGAAACAGAGUAUGAUCAGUGGAACUUACAAUGUAUAGUCCGCACUGAGCUUGCUUGGUUGACUGUAACUAAGAUCUUUCAAUGCUGAUUUGUGAAGAGCUUCAUCUAAAUCUUUUGGAAGCAAUGGCUAGCAUUCUUUAAUUGGAGUGCUUGAUUGUACCUUUUUAUGUAUAAAUAUUCUGUCCCAUAUCUGGGACUAAAAUAUUAAAAAAAAACUGCCUUAA
Messenger RNA from Rhincodon typus (whale shark), 10589 nucleotides. RefSeq names its product exportin-1-like. Gene Ontology annotation, cellular component: cytoplasm; nucleus. Gene Ontology annotation, biological process: ribosomal large subunit export from nucleus; protein export from nucleus; ribosomal small subunit export from nucleus. The transcript has 15 exons. The record is from RefSeq and is a predicted model, not a curated record. Gene Ontology annotation, molecular function: nuclear export signal receptor activity. The coding region runs from base 1 to 2031 and encodes 676 amino acids. NCBI's taxonomy places the organism in Eukaryota, Metazoa, Chordata, Chondrichthyes, Orectolobiformes, Rhincodontidae.